This is a messenger RNA of Zea mays, 896 nucleotides long. RefSeq lists its product as uncharacterized. NCBI's taxonomy places the organism in Eukaryota, Viridiplantae, Streptophyta, Magnoliopsida, Poales, Poaceae. Bases 108 to 896 code for a protein of 262 amino acids. The transcript is spliced from 7 exons. The record is from RefSeq and is a predicted model, not a curated record.
UAUGCCAACAGUUCAGUGCGCUGCUUGAUGAGGGAGGGGUAUACAACCUGAAGUAUUUCUUAGUCAGGAAAGCUAACAGAUUCUACAAACCGGUUGAAAACUGCAAUAUGAUCAGCUUUACAAAGUGGACUACGAUUGAGGUUGUCCUCCAGAUCCCCCCUGCUUUUCCGGUUUGCACAUAUAACCUCACUCCCAUAGAACAGCUGCAACCGCGCGUGGACUACAAGGAAUAUUUCAUGGAUGUGCUCGGUGUUGUCAGUGUGAUCUCCCAUGUUUCGUCGCUGCGCACAAGGGGACGACAGGCUGAGGUUAUGAAGAGAACAGUCACUAUAAGCAAUGCAAGGGAUACUGGGCCAACCGUUGAUGUUGUGCUUUGGGGCGAGCGGGCCACAGCUUUCCCAGCUGAACAGAUCCACAGGGACAGUGGAUCCUCACCACAGAUAAUAAUAUUUGUUGGCACUCUCGUGAGGAGUUACGCUGAUAAUGUGUCUUUAUCCGGUGGAUCAUCAUGCAAGUGGUACAUAAACGCACCGGUCCCGGAAGUAAACGCUCUCAGAACUAGUGCUGAAACCAACCACCACCCUGUCAUUUGGGAUCAGGGGAAAGCAGCUGCUGAGGGUACAGUGAUUGCGGUGCCUGAACAUAAGAAACUCAAGGAUAUUAAGUACCUCCAUCCUUUUGAAAAUAAGAAGAAGGAAUGGCUUGUCAUCGUAAAGAUUCUCAAGAUUGAUAGAUCAUGGUGGUACAACGCAUGCAAAAAAUGCCUUAGGACAACCAAACCACACGGUGACACAUAUAAGUGCACCAAUAGUUCCUGUGACAGCAUUGGAUCGCCUACCCCAAGUGCUUUUGGACACGAGCGCCACCAGCUAUGGAGACCCGCUUUUGGGAACUGA